Messenger RNA from Dromiciops gliroides (monito del monte), 1077 nucleotides. Its product is annotated as centrin-4-like. NCBI's taxonomy places the organism in Eukaryota, Metazoa, Chordata, Mammalia, Microbiotheria, Microbiotheriidae. The coding region runs from base 135 to 641 and encodes 168 amino acids. The transcript is spliced from 5 exons. Gene Ontology annotation, cellular component: centriole; centrosome. Gene Ontology annotation, biological process: centriole replication; mitotic cell cycle; nucleotide-excision repair. Gene Ontology annotation, molecular function: calcium ion binding. The record is from RefSeq and is a predicted model, not a curated record.
UCUCCUUAGCAACCGUUGUGGCGCUGCCUGCAGACGCGGCGGCGGCGGCGGCGGCGGCGGCGGCGGCGCCGCCUGUGUCCGGAGCCGCUUCUGGCGCCGGCGGAGCAGGCCCGGCCCGAUCAGCUGCCUUCCCCAUGGCGUCUAACUAUCGACCAAGUACCGGGCAGCGGAAGAAGCCUAAUGUAAAAGUCGAAUUGACUGAGGAACAGAAACAAGAAAUUAAGGAGGCCUUUGACUUAUUUGAUGUCGAUGGGUCUGGAAGCAUUGACGUGAAGGAAUUAAAGAUUGCGAUGAGAGCAUUAGGGUUUGAACCAAAGAAAGAAGAAAUUAAAAAAAUGAUCGCGGAGAUUGACAAAGAAGGAUUCGGCACCAUUAACUUUGAAGACUUUUUCGCCAUGAUGAGUGUGAAAAUGAGUGAAAAGGAUGAAAAGGAAGAAAUUUUGAAGGCCUUCAAAUUAUUUGAUGAUGAUGGCACAGGAAGUAUCACCCUCAAAAAUAUUAAGAGGGUCGCUAAGGAACUGGGAGAAAAUUUAUCAGAUGAUGAACUUCAGGAAAUGCUGGAUGAAGCUGAUCGGGAUGGAGAUGGAGAAGUAAAUGAGCAAGAGUUUUUGAGGAUGAUGAAGAAAACCACUCUUUAUUAAUGCUAAUUCAUUUCUGACUGUUUCCAAACAGGUGUUACUCUUUAUUGUUCCAUAAUUUAAUCCCUAAGUGUUGCCCAUCUCAUUUUCAGAUUAUCCGGAUAGCGUUUUAUCUUUGGGACCAAUUGGAGGCAUGAGAAGACUGGCUUCCAGGAACCUGGCCUGACUCUAAGUGGGGAAUGAAUUCAUGGCAAAGCUUAUUUUGCAAAUCCCAGGUUCAAGAUACAAAACUUCCUCCUUUCCCUUUUCUCAUCUCUCUGAUCCAGGGCUAUAAGGACUAAUAGGCCAGAAAAGAUUUCCAAACAAAAUUCCCCAAGUAAGAAAUGAACUUUCACCUCUUCUCCUUUGCCCAAAUUUUAAAAUAGCGAACAUUUGUUCUCCUUAAACGUAGUUUGUACACAGUGUGAAAUAAAACUAUAUUGCAAGGAUAGCUUAUCAA